This is a messenger RNA of Nerophis lumbriciformis (worm pipefish), 651 nucleotides long. NCBI's taxonomy places the organism in Eukaryota, Metazoa, Chordata, Actinopteri, Syngnathiformes, Syngnathidae. The record is from RefSeq and is a predicted model, not a curated record.
AUGCGACGCGGCGUGAUCUGCGUGGGUCGAGGAACAGCAACAGCGCCGCGAAGUCGGCUCGGCACCGACGAACGGCGAGCGCAGCUCUUGGAGUUGGGCGUCGAGAUCUUCGGCGCCAAGAACUACGACGAGGUCUCGAUCGACGAGAUCGCCAAGCGCGCCGGCAUCUCGAAGGGGCUCCUCUACCACUACUUUUCAAACAAGCGAGAGUUCUACGUGGCCUGCGUUCGGGCCGGCGCGGAAGCGUUCGAAGAGGCCGUGCAACCCGACAAAGACCUGCCUCCAAUCGAACGGGUCUACCAGGGCCUCGAACGUUAUCUCGACUUCGUCGAAGCGCGCGCCGACGCGUACCAGACCCUGUUGUCCAGCGGCAUCGGCGUCGAUCCCGAGGUCGCAGAGAUCGUGAAUCGAUGUCGCCGCGGACUCGCGGAUCGCAUGGUGACCGACGCCGGCAUCACGACCCCGAUACCCCCACUGAGAAAUCUGGCGCGGGCGUGGAUCGGUGCGGUCGAAGCAUCGAGCCUCGACUGGCUCGAGCACCGGGACAUCGAAAGAGACGCACUCAUUCAAACGCUCGUCGGCAUGCUCGUGUCGACGCUCCAAACGGUCCUCGAUGGCGCGUCCGUCUUGGAUGAGGUUCAGGGCGCAUGA